Molecule: messenger RNA, 3480 nt
Organism: Cherax quadricarinatus
Lineage: Eukaryota; Metazoa; Arthropoda; Malacostraca; Decapoda; Parastacidae
Gene: Dsp1
Product: Dorsal switch protein 1
Biological process (GO): regulation of transcription by RNA polymerase II
Molecular function (GO): DNA binding, bending
Source: RefSeq, a predicted model, not a curated record
CUGGUUGGUCAAAAUUCGCGGGAAAGACAAAACUGACCAAUCAGGAGGCUGGAUUGCCUUCCUAUGCUUUCUCUAUGGGAGAACGCCGACGACCGCCCCUGCUGCCUCAACUCUAACGCUACCCUUCCAUUUGUGACCAAGUAUGCCACGUGCCAAAUUAGUGGAUACGAAGCCACGCGGCCGCAUGUCUGCGUACGCGUUCUUCGUCCAGACGUGCCGGGAGGAACAUAAGAAAAAACAUCCAGACGAGAAUGUCAUCUUCUCCGAGUUCUCACGCAAGUGUGCCGACCGCUGGAAGACCAUGACCGAUAAAGAAAAGCAGAGGUUUCAUGACAUGGCAGAAAAGGACAAGACUCGCUAUGACACAGAGAUGCAAGGGUACAGGGGACCGCGGCAGUCGCGUUCCUCACGCAAACGACGCAACCGCAAGGACCCCAAUGCUCCCAAGAGAGCGCUAUCGGCGUUCUUCUGGUUUUCCAACGACGAGCGGCCCAAAGUCCGAGCCAGCAACCCUGACAUGGGGGUGGGUGAGGUGGCCAAGCAACUGGGAGCAGCCUGGAGCAACACACCUCAGGAAGUGAGGAACAAGUAUGAGAUUAUGGCCGAGAAUGAUAAGGCCAGGUAUGAGAAGGAAAUGAAAGCAUUCAAAGAGGGUAACUUCGGAGCGAAGAAGCUCAAGACCACUGAAGAUGAAGAUGACGACGAAGACAGUGAAAGCGAAGAGGAGGAAGAGGAGGAGGAUGAAGACGAAUGAUUUAUUUACAUACUUUACUGAUCACCCCGAGUAUUACAGGAAAAAAAAAUUUCGACCCUUGGCCUACGAAUUAUUUUUAUGACCCAGAGUAAUGAGUUUUUUGGCGACUUGGGCCUUUGAGUUAUAUACACCCUGAAGUAUUUUUUUUUUUUUUUUUUUUUUUUUUUUUUUUUUUUUUUUUUUUUUUUUUUUUUUUUUCAAAUUUAGGCCUUCAAAUUUGUUAUUUACCACCCAAAGUAUUUUAUGUUUUUUUUGACUUUAGGCCUUUGAAUUUAUUUAAUUUUUUUCAACUAGGCCUUUGAUUUAUGCCCUAUUGUACAAUUUUUUAGGCCAUUGAUUUAUGCCCUAUUGUACAAUUUUUUAGGCCAUUGAUUUAUGCCCUAUUGUACAAUUUUUUAAUUUUAUUUUUGACUAGGCCUUCGAAUUAUAGGAGGAUUAUUUACGAAUUGUGCCUUCCCCCUCCCCCCACAAGGCGCGUGUACGUGAGCUGUACCGGUAAUUAUCCUGUUUUUUUUUUUUUUUUUGUGUCCUGUCCAUGUCAGAAAUUGUACUUUUUUUUUUUUUUUGUUAAAGGGUCUGUAGUCCUUUUAAAAGUCUUUUUCAGGAAUACCAAAGAAAAUGGUACAUUGAUACGGCCAACCCUUUGUGUGACGGAUUGAUUGAGGGUAGCAGAUGGCUGGUAAUGGCUAUUGUGGUGGUUAGAGGAGAGAUUGAUGGGUCAGGAUUGUAACAGUGGACAGUUUUGUCCGCCGUUCCUCAGUCCGCCAACUUGGCAGAUUCUGUUAUGCUUUUCUGAAAUCCAUCAUACAAAGGGUUCACCGUAAUUUCAUUUAGAGUGGAAGAAAUCGUUUUUUGAAAAUAUUUAUUUAUCUUCGAAGUUGCUAAUUUAUUUUCCGCUAUAGUUUCUAGUAUUUUUGAACUGUGUAACCCUGCAUUCAAGACAUGUUUGAUACUUGUACAUACGGCAUUUUUGUACAACUGGUGAAGACGAGCGUUGAGAUGCGGUGAUGUGUGGGUCUUGUCUACAGCAUCUUUGUUACAGGUGUACAAGAGUGUACUUCACCCCCUCAUAGAUAUUACUUGUACAUCCUCUCAUAACCUCUGCAGUGGUUAGGCUGAUUCGUUUAUGCAAUUUUUCACUGGACUAUUUUAUGAAGUGACUGGACAGGGGUGACACAGUAUGGGCAGGGCUCUAGUUCCUGUCCACUAUCCCCAUACGUUCCCUGUCCAGUCAUUUGUAAUAUAUCUUGAGUUAACGAAUUUUUAUAUCCAUGUACAUAUUUACGUAUCUAUACAUAUUUUUACAUAGAUAUUUACAUUGGGGUUGACUGUUGGAUAACAUGCUAGUUAGGUUCCCAGAAAUGGUGUGUAAAUUGAAGUUAAGAACAUGGGAAAAUGGGAUUGUGUCCAUUAGGCCUCCAAAAAGGCAAACCAGAUUUUUUUUGUAAGCCUUGAAAUUAUCAGAAAAUAUUGGUGUGUGUGGGUGUAGUGAUGUUAUGUUUAAUAUAAUAUAGCUUCAAAAAUUGCAUCUUGAAUUAAAUUCUUGUGUCUGUGCAUUGAUAUCUGCCAACAUAGCUGAUAGCAUUUGCAAUUUUGAAUUUAUGCCAGAAAUCUGGCACUGCAAGAUGCAGUAGGUUCCCACUUUUUAAUAUGUAGUUUUGCAGUAAGGCCACAGUAAACAGGUGAUAGUGCUAUGCAAAACCACCACUGUGAAAAAAAAUAGUGAACUUUCAUCGCUUUUGUGAUUUCUCGCAUAUUCAAGGAACUGAGAAAUCACGAAAGCGCUUGGAGUUCACAAUUUUUUCAGUGUUUUUGUGUGUGUAAUUACACUUAUACAUCCUAAUAAUUCCACAAUCCAAUGGCUGUAUUAGUUGUAUUUGACAGUAAAAAUACAAUAAGUACAUGUGGGUGUAAACUAAAGGUUCUGGAUGAAUACAGGAAUUAUCAAGAGUGAGGUGAACCUUGAGUACAAGGUUCUUGUGUAGGUAAAACUAGACUUGAGGGAUAGAGGGAUGCUUAAACCAGUCAGCGGAUAAUUGAUAUCUGUGUUGAGUGGAUUAACCUCCAGGACUGGUUAGGUUAGGUUUUAUCUGUGCCUUUCAAAGCACAGUUUACACUUUAAACCAUCUGAUGUACACAAGUGGCAACUAUCCAACGUACUAAUACACUAAGUACACGAGUCUAGGAGCUUUAAUGUUAAUAUUUCUUAACAUUAAGACUGAUGUUAAUGUUACUUAACAUUAAGAAUAGUAUUUCAUCUUUGCAAUUGCAAAUCAAUUGCAUAUUCCCUUGGUUGCCAUGGUUACUCUCCAGACAAGUUGAGAUGCUGGAAAAAAUCACUAAGAUAGGCCUAGUCUCAUAUAUGUGGGCUAGGGAGGCUGUGUAUGUUUAGACUUACCCCAUAGCACACUGGCCCAGGGGUUAAAACCUAGUUCUACCCUGCGCAUACCCUGCGUAAAUUGACUUUGGCACUGUUUGCUGCAGUUUUGCAGCCAUAUUGAAGCUGAAUUUUUUUAAUAGAAUCCUUGUUAUCCAGCGGUCUACUGUAUAUAUAUACAUGUAUAUAUAUUAUAUCAUGCAUACACACACGCACACACUACACGCACGCACACACUACACGCACACACACACUAUGCUCACUCACUACACACACAUGCACUACACACACGCACGCACUACACACGCACGCACUACACACGCACGCACUACACACGCACGCACCACAC